GCGACGAACUGGUAUCAGGGUGUUCUUAUCGAUAUUCUUGAUGUCAUUGAGCUGGAUAGUUCCCCCGCUUUAAAUUUUUUACGAAUAGCAGGCUAGAGAGAAAAAAUUACACGGUGUUUCCGCUGUACGCUAUGGAUUUCCACGCGACCGAAGAGAUGGACAGGCUCCAGCUGUCUGACGAAGACACAGAAGAGCUGUGGAAUUCGCCCUCGCAACGACACAAGAAGCAGUCACAUCGAGCACCCCGUGAGGAACGACUGGCCUCCCCCGCCAGGGGACGGUCACCGGACGGCGAGACGCUGUUUGACCAGCAGGAGGCGCGGGAGGUGGCCCUUCGGAACGAGCUGCAGAGUGUUCGCAAUAUCAACCAGGUGAUUGAGGGCCUGCUAGAUAGUCUAGAUCGUGCCAAGGGCAACAUGGAUACCGUGUCACGCACCGUGCAAUCUGCGUCGACCCUUCUCAACACAUGGACCCGGAUACUCUCGCAGACGGAGCAUAACCAGCGACUCAUCCUCAAUCCUGAUUGGCAAGGAGCCGCGCAAGAUAUCACGGACAUGGAACAAGAAGCCAUACAGAAACAGCAGGAAGCGGAACGACGCGAACUGGAGCUGCAGCAACGGCGAGAAGCCGCAGCAAGGAAGGCCGAAGAAGACGAGCGACGGAGGAGAGUACAGGCAAGCUCCACCGGGGUCAAGAGUACGCGCGGGAUCGCUCGAGGUCGAGCCCGGCCGACCAGCGUGGGCCGAACCCCGAGCGUCUCCUACUCGACCACCAGCAGCAGUGGAACAAGAGUCCCGAACCGGUCGAUGACUGCAACAACCGCGACGACGACCACGAGUGCAGCCGGGACCACAGCGAGCAGACGGCCGGCGAGUGGGAUUGCGCGUGGGACGGGGAUCGCGCGAGGGCGUUCCAGGGGAUGA
This is a messenger RNA of Penicilliopsis zonata CBS 506.65, 923 nucleotides long. RefSeq lists its product as hypothetical. Gene Ontology annotation, biological process: mitotic cell cycle. Gene Ontology annotation, cellular component: DASH complex; mitotic spindle. Lineage: Eukaryota; Fungi; Ascomycota; Eurotiomycetes; Eurotiales; Aspergillaceae. The transcript has 2 exons. Bases 132 to 923 code for a protein of 263 amino acids. The record is from RefSeq and is a predicted model, not a curated record.